GUGGAGGAGGGGCGCGCCGCGGCCCGAGCCGCCGGGCCCUGAUGGGCGGGAGCGGGGUGGAGCGGCAGCGCCUGCCACGCAGCCCUGGGCGCUGGGCUCCGCGGCCGCGCUCCCGAGACAGCCGCGGGUCCAGGCAGGUGGGGGAGGGCGCUGCUCCCGUCCUGAGGUGCCAGGAGCCACCAGCAGCCAUCCAGGUGACUAAGCCGGCCCACAGGCAUUGAGUCACCACCCGCCUCGAGCUGUUCCUGCUUCUCCUUUGCAUCUGAUUAUUUUGGGAGCUGGAAACUUGGAGCUGCACCUGAGUCCCGCCCCUUCUAGCUCCCCCCUCCCUACCUUGGGCUCCAGGAAGAUGGGACGUGCUGUGAGUCUGCUCCCACCCCCUAAAGAUAUGGAAGAUGCUGUGGGGGCCAGAGGUGCCCACAGGGCUGUGGCAGCAGGCAGAGUGCAAUAGCAGAUAUGGUGGUCAGGCUGCCGCUGUGUGUCCUCUGGAGGUGUCGGGACAGAAGGGCAGUCUUGUUCGAGAUGACUGGAGUCCUUCCGGGCUGGCUCUGAACUCAUCUCCCACGGGGAUGUUUCUGUAAAGGAGUGGCUUCUGGGGUCGGAGUGGCAUUUGGAGAGCGAGGCUGGAUUGGCUUAGGCUGGCCUGGGCAGGGCCAGGCAGCACCCAUGUGCGUCUCUGCUGAGCUCACAGGGACACAUUCAGUGAGAAGGGCGCUGGCCAGGGCAUGGCUUCCCACAGUCAGGACCCAGUGGGUGCCACCCUCAAGCCCCUGGUCCCCACAGGGCAUGCCCCAGUGUGUGUCAGGAGAAGGGGGGAGGUCCCACCUCCCCCACACAGCUGGCAGCUUUGCGGGCACACCGGGAGUGCCGCUUCCUGGGUUAGAGACAAGCACCAGCCUGCAGUGGAGAACGUGGGGCCCCGCUGCCCAGAAGCAGCAGCCACGGCCUGCGGAGGACUGGCCCAGGAAGGUCCCAGGUGUUCUCUCUCCUCCGCGCCUCAGAGAGCAGCCCACUGAGGGGUGAGGAGUCGCGAGAAAGAGGCGGAAGGCACCAGGAGGCACCAUGUUCCGCAAGAAAAAGAAGAAACGCCCUGAGAUCUCGGCCCCACAGAACUUCCAGCACCGUGUCCACACCUCCUUCGACCCCAAAGAAGGCAAGUUUGUGGGCCUCCCCCCACAAUGGCAGAACAUUCUGGACACACUGCGGCGUCCCAAGCCCGUGGUGGACCCUUCGCGAAUCACGCGGGUGCAGCUCCAACCCAUGAAGACAGUGGUGCGCGGCAAUGCGGUGCCUGUGGAUGGCUACAUCUCGGGACUGCUCAACGACAUCCAGAAGCUGUCAGCCAUCAGCUCCAACACCCUGCGUGGCCGCAGCCCCACCAGCCGGCGGCGGGCACAGUCCCUGGGACUGCUGGGGGAUGAGCACUGGGCCACCGACCCAGACAUGUACCUCCAGAGUCCUCAGUCUGAGCGCACUGACCCCCACGGCCUCUACCUCAGCUGCAACGGGGGCACACCAGCAGGCCUCCAGCAGAUGCCAUGGCCCGAGCCACAGAGCCCACGGGUCCUGUCCAAUGGGCUGGCUGCAAAGGCUCAGUCCCUGGGCCCCGCUGAGUUCCAGGGCGCCUCGCAGCGCUGUCUGCAGCUGGGUGCCUGCCUGCAGAGCUCCCCACCAGGAGCCUCGCCCCCCACAGCCACCAGUAGGCAUGGAAUGAAGGCUGCCAAGCAUGGCUCUGAGGAGGCCCGGCCACAGUCCUGCUUGGUGGGCUCAGCCACGAGCAGGCCAGGUGGGGAAGGCAGCCCUAGCCCUAAGACCCAGGAGAGCAGCCUGAAGCGCAGGCUAUUCCGAAGCAUGUUCCUGUCCACUGCUGCCACAGCCCCUCCAAGCAGCAGCAAGCCGGGCCCUCCACCACAGAGCAAGCCCAACUCGUCUUUCCGACCACUGCAGAAAGAAAACCCCCCAAGCCUGGUGGCCAAGGCCCAGUCCUUGCCCUCGGAUCAGCCGGUGGGGACCUUCAGCCCUCUGACCACCUCGGAUACCAGCAGCCCCCAGAAGUCCCUCCGCACAGCCCCGGCUACAGGCCCACUUCCAGGCCGGUCUUCCCCAGCGGGCUCCCCCCGCACCCGGCACGCCCAGAUCAGCACCAGCAACCUGUACCUGCCCCAGGACCCCACUGUCGCCAAGGGCACCCUGGCUGGUGAGGACACAGGUGUUGUGACGCAUGAGCAGUUUAAGGCAGCGCUCAGGAUGGUGGUGGACCAGGGCGAUCCCCGGCUGCUGCUGGACAGCUACGUGAAGAUUGGCGAGGGCUCCACCGGCAUUGUCUGCUUGGCCCGGGAGAAGCACUCGGGCCGCCAGGUGGCCGUCAAGAUGAUGGACCUCAGGAAGCAGCAGCGCAGGGAGCUGCUCUUCAACGAGGUGGUGAUCAUGCGGGACUACCAGCACGUCAACGUGGUGGAGAUGUAUAAGAGCUACCUGGUGGGCGAGGAGCUGUGGGUGCUCAUGGAGUUCCUGCAAGGAGGAGCCCUCACGGACAUUGUCUCCCAAGUCAGGCUGAAUGAAGAGCAGAUUGCCACUGUGUGUGAGGCUGUGCUGCAGGCCCUGGCCUACCUCCAUGCCCAGGGCGUCAUCCACCGGGACAUCAAGAGCGACUCCAUUCUGCUGACCCUUGAUGGCAGGGUGAAGCUCUCGGACUUCGGAUUCUGCGCUCAGAUCAGCAAAGACGUCCCUAAGAGGAAGUCCCUGGUGGGAACCCCUUACUGGAUGGCUCCUGAAGUGAUCUCCAGGUCUUUGUAUGCCACUGAGGUGGAUAUCUGGUCUCUGGGCAUCAUGGUGAUUGAGAUGGUGGAUGGGGAGCCACCCUACUUCAGCGACUCCCCAGUGCAAGCCAUGAAGAGGCUCCGGGACUGCCCCCCACCCAAGCUGAAGAACUCUCACAAGGUCUCCCCCAUGCUUCGAGACUUCCUGGAGCGGAUGCUGGUGCGGGACCCCCAAGAGAGAGCCACGGCCCAGGAGCUCCUAGACCACCCCUUCCUGCUGCAGACAGGGCUGCCCGAGUGCCUGGUGCCCCUGAUCCAGCUCUACCGCAAGCAGACCUCCACCUGCUGAGCCCACCCUGAGUAUGCCUGCCACCUGUGCCCACAGGCAGGGCACACUGGGCAGCCAGCCUGCCAGCAGGGCUUGCCUGCCUCGUUUUCUCAGUAUUCUCUCCAAAGAUUGAAAUGUGAAGCCCCAGCCCCACCCUCUGCUCCUCAGCCUACUGGGCCAGGCCGGACCUGCCCCCUCAGUGUCUCUCCCUCCCAAAUCCCCAGGUGGAGACCCUUUCCACAGGAUGACCCCUUGGUAUUUGCACAGGGAUAUUUCUAAGAAACGCAGAGGCCAGCAUUCCUGGCCCCUGCAGCCCACACAGCAGAAAAGGCUGCUGUGGUUUUUUAAAGGUAGUUGUACACUAGCGUCCUAGGCCACUGCGGAGGCUGGACUGCUGGUCUCCACACAGAUACUUGCUGUUCUCAGCUCCAGCUUCAAACCUCGGGUCUCAAGGGGGCCACAGCAAUGGUUUUCAGGACCUGAACCCUGCUUCCUCCCUUGUGUCUGAUGUCCUGAAGGCGCAGUCCCACAUGCACUGCCUGCUCCAGGCCAUGGCUGGGGGUGAGGAGUGAGGGGGCAAUUUCUGAGUGAAAGAAUGGGGUCAGUGGUGAAGGUGCUCUCACUUUACAGGAUGGAGAGAACGUGUGUGUGUCUGACAGCCCAGGUCCCUUCAGGUCACCCACAGCCAGCUCCAGGAAGGCUGCCCCAUCCUCUCUCCCACUAAGUUCUGGCCUGAAGGGGCCUGCUUUCUUGGCCUGGCUUCCACCUCUCCAGUCCUAUGUCAACCUGACCAGUGGCAUGGUCCAAACGGAGUCCAACGUAUCCUGGGGGCUUGGGACGUUUCUGAGCUUCUCCCGGACUGUGAAGUGUGAGGACCAGAGACAGGAAUGUAGGGAAUGGUAACUGUUUUACCUUUCAAGUUUAACUCAAUCACAAGGUCAUCAGGGAACCAUUGUUCUCUUCAGAGCCCUGUCUGGGAGAGAAGCUGAACCGCCUCUGGGUUUCCAUCAUGUCAAGGUCACGAGCACCCAUUUGUGCAAACCAUCUGCCCCGGCUGCCUCCACAGACAGCUGUCUCCUUGUCCUCCUCCGCCUCCAACUUCAGGGCUGCUGUGAGGUGGAAAUUCUGGGAAAGAACUUCAGGUGUCUGGACCCUUUCUAUCUAGAUAAUAUUUUUAGAUUCUUCUGCUCCCUAGUGACCUUCCUGGGGGCAAAGAAAUUGCAAGGACUUUUUUUUAAGGGUCAGUUUUCAAAACAAAAGCAUCUUCCCUAGAAAUUUUUGUGAAUUGUUGCACUUGUGCCUGUUUUAAAUUAACUUGAGUGUUCAAAGCCA
Molecule: messenger RNA, 4419 nt
Organism: Sapajus apella (tufted capuchin)
Lineage: Eukaryota; Metazoa; Chordata; Mammalia; Primates; Cebidae
Gene: PAK6
Product: p21 (RAC1) activated kinase 6
Exons: 12
Coding region: 1063-3108 (681 amino acids)
Biological process (GO): intracellular signal transduction; protein phosphorylation; regulation of MAPK cascade
Cellular component (GO): cytoplasm
Molecular function (GO): protein serine/threonine kinase activity; ATP binding
Source: RefSeq, a predicted model, not a curated record